AUGAAAUUUUUGGGUCUUAUUUUUUGGACGUUUCAAAAUGAUUUGAUGAGUCAAAGUACUUCAUCUCAAGAAUCAGUUUCAAAAUUGCAAAAAGUUAAACCCAAGAAAGUUGAUGUUUUUCAAGGAAUGUUUGAAAAAGAGAAAAUCAAAGUUAAAUCUUUGCCAUUGAAUGAUUUCAUUUCUAUGCAUAAAACUAACGAAAUUGACUUAAUCGACAAAAUCAAAACCAAAAUAUUAUGUGACGAACAAUAUGAUGAGAAUUGGUAUAUCGAUAGUGGGUGCCCAUGUCACAUGGCUGGUCGUAAGGAGAAUCUAAGGGGUUUUAGGAAACUUGUAAAUGUUGAAGCAGUGACGUUUGGGAACCACCACAAAUGUAAAGUAAAGGGAUAUGGAAAAGUUAUGAAUGGGAAAUUUACUGUAAACAGGGUCGCUUAUGUUGAAGUAUUAAAGCAUAUUCUAAUAAGUGUUUCUCAACUCGUUGUUGGAACUAGGAAGCAAAUGUUUUUUGAUGAAGAAGGAAGUAUAUCAAACAAGGAAAUAAAGGAUGUCUUGUUGAAGUCGAAGAUGAAGGGAGGUAUGUUCACUCUGGACAUGAAACCUAUCAUUGGCAUUCCUUCUAUUUGUCAAAUAUUGAAGGCUUCUUCUGACCUCAGUUGGCUUUAA
Molecule: messenger RNA, 663 nt
Organism: Lactuca sativa (garden lettuce)
Lineage: Eukaryota; Viridiplantae; Streptophyta; Magnoliopsida; Asterales; Asteraceae
Source: RefSeq, a predicted model, not a curated record